Messenger RNA from Panicum virgatum (switchgrass), 2814 nucleotides. RefSeq lists its product as uncharacterized. Gene Ontology annotation, molecular function: zinc ion binding. NCBI's taxonomy places the organism in Eukaryota, Viridiplantae, Streptophyta, Magnoliopsida, Poales, Poaceae. Bases 648 to 2534 code for a protein of 628 amino acids. The record is from RefSeq and is a predicted model, not a curated record. The transcript is spliced from 4 exons.
UCCGUUGAAAUCCCUCUGCCACUCUUUUCCCUAUCGACGAACCCUAAGCGUCCGCCGCGCGCCCCAGAUCUGCGUGGCCUUCUCCCUUUCACCGGGCGGGUGGGCUCCUCGCCCCGCGCGCCAGGCAGGCGGGCAGGCACGCAGCGCCGCGCCGCGCGGGCACGCCGUGCGUGCGUGGGGUCCUCGCGCCACGCGGGGAGCCAGGCACAAGCGGUGGAUCCGCCCCGAGCUGGGGCUGGUCGCGCCCUCGCCCCGGCCGCCGUGCGAGCUGCCAUCCUCUACUUCUUUGAGGAUGGACGAAAAUAGUCAGUUCAAUCUAGAAAUUCGGAUUGUUGAUUCCAAAAGUCGUGGUAGGUGGUACUGUUUGGACAAAGUCGUAGAUGCUGACUUCACCAAUUUCAGAGAUUUGAUUAAUGAAAUUGUUGACAAGUUUCCUCCCUAUUAUGGAGACUUAGUGAAACUAUUUUACACAUGCAUGGAUACAAAGGGCCACAUCCCAGUUUGCUGUGACCAAGAUUUGGUUGAAAUGUUUGGAAAACAUAAAGGAAGAUGGAAAUUUGGGACCCACAGAGCUGAGAAAGAAGCUGAAGGAAACUCACAAAGUUGACAUCACCUACAGGAAAGUGUACCUAGGUAAACUUCUUGCUAUGGAUAAAAUUUAUGGCCCUUGGAACAAAAGUUUUGACAACCUUUAUAGAUUUAAGGCUCAGAUAGAGAAAAGCAGUCCUGGAUCUUUUGUUGUAAUUGAUCACCAAACCAUCGACAACAAAACAAGAUUCAAUAGGCUCUUUUUUGCUUUGAAACCCUGUGUUGAUGGUUUCCUAAGAGGUUGUAGGCCAUAUCUUGUUGUAGAUAGUACAUUUUUGAAUGGAAGGUUCAAAGGCCAGUUGUGCGUAGCUUGUGCAGUUGAUGGGCAUAACUGGAUGUACCCAGUAGCUAUUAGUGUCAUUGACUCAGAAACGAAUGAAAAUUGGGUAUGGUUCAUGGAGAGGUUGAAGGAAGCUAUAGGCACCCCUGUUGGCCUAACAUUCAGCACUAAUUGUGGGCAGGCAGUGAUGAAUGGGGUCAGUGAGGUUUUUCCACAAGCUGAACAUAGAGAGUGUAUGUACCACCUAGUUCAGAAUUUCAAGAAGAGGUACAGUGGUGAGAUUUUUUAUAAACAUUUGUGGCAAUCUGCAUAUUCUUGGAACCCUUACAUGUUUGAGAAACAUUAUCAAGCAAUGGCUGCACACAAUCCAGAGUCAAUGAAAUAUCUUCAGGAAACUCACAAGAAACUGUGGACCAGGAGCCAGUUUUCCACCCUGUCAAAGGUGGAUUAUAUUACCAAUAACUUGGCUGAGGCCUUCAACAAAUGGGUAAAGGAGCACAAGAGCAAGCACCUGGAUGACCUGAUGGAUACAAUUAGACAGAUGAUCUUGAUUAAAUGGAAUCAAAGGAAAAGGAUUGUCCAAAAAUUUGAAGGCAAGAUUUUGCCUCAUAUAGUCCAAAAGUUGAGGGACGACAGUUACAACCUUGACAUUGAAGUGAUUACAAGCUCACCUGAUGGCAUUGCUGAAAUUUGUGCUAAGGAGCGUGAGGCCACUGCAUACAGGUUUGUAGUCAACUUAGUUGAGAGGACAUGCAUCUGCAGAGCUUGGCAAGGGUCAGGAAUACCAUGCAAAUAUGCCAUUGCCUACAUCACAUCAAUUUCUGGGGCUCACUUAGAAGGCUAUAUCGAUGAGUAUUACUCAGUUGAGAAAUUCAGAGUUGCAUAUGAAGGUUCUAUCCCUAGUAUUCUAGACAAGUCCAUGUGGCCCAAAGCCGCACAUGGCUUCUUCAUGCAUCCUCCAAUGCUCAAGUCAACUGCUAGAGGAAGGAGAAAGAAUAGGAUGAAGUCAGCUUUGGAGGGAGGUAGUACCAGCAAGAAGAGAACGAAGUGCCCAAUAUGCCAUGACUUUGGGCACCACUGGUACAAAUGUAAGAAUGGGAACCCAGAAGAUAUAGCUGCAAUGGAGGCUGUGAGGGGUCCACCAAAGAAAAAGCUCAAGAAAGCAACUACUUGUAACACAGAGAGUAUUGUUGUGCCCACUCCUGCUUCAGGGAUGGUCUUCCCACACAAUGAGGCAGUGGCCAAUGCUACCCACAAGACAAGGAAGAGAAAAUCAUCUACAAAAACAGGUGUCACAAAAAAAAGGGGCCAGCAACCACUACUUCAACAAGUACUGCCGAUACUAGGUCUACCAGGUGUGGGCUUAAUCUGUUCUUGCUUUUCACUACUUUGUCCUUUACAAUCACCUCACCGAUACAUGUUUCUUACUUUGUAUACAAAAUCCGGAACUAGAUCCAAUGACCCUCUUCCUGUCCAAGUGGUGUACCCUGCACCUCUUCUUCGUGACAUUGGGUGCCCUGAAGUCAUAGAACAGACAGUGCAUACACCAAGGAAGAAAUGUGCCGUCAAGAAAAAGCUUACACCAAGGAGGGCUCCAGUUGUAGUACCCAGCCCAUCCAGUCCAGCUUCAAAUACCAGAAGCAAGAAGCAACUUCAGCUUGAAUAAAGUGUGAUUCCUCAGUGUUAUUUUGAGAGUACUUUUAUAAGUUUCUUUUGGCAUGCACAGUGCUUAUGGUCUGGAGGAACUAUUUCUUUUGUUAUGAUGUCUCAUGCCAUGGUCAUGUUCUUUAAGACACUUCUGGCUUGCAUACCUAGUACUUAUGUUAGUGACAUGUUGGUUGGCUUGUAUACCUAGUACUUAUGUUAGUGACAUGUUGGUGAAAUGAACAAGUAUUUGGUAUGGCCUUAUUGCUGUUAUAUUUGAAACUCUUAAAAAAAUAGCACAA